This is a messenger RNA of Drosophila bipectinata, 1167 nucleotides long. RefSeq names its product Odorant receptor 47a (gene Or47a). The record is from RefSeq and is a predicted model, not a curated record. Gene Ontology annotation, biological process: detection of chemical stimulus involved in sensory perception of smell; sensory perception of smell. Lineage: Eukaryota; Metazoa; Arthropoda; Insecta; Diptera; Drosophilidae. Gene Ontology annotation, cellular component: plasma membrane. Gene Ontology annotation, molecular function: odorant binding; olfactory receptor activity.
AUGUCGUCAAAGGAGAACUUCUUGGAAGUGCAAAAAGGAACAAUAGCCCUGCUGGGAUUCGAUCUCUUUGGGGAAUCCAGAAAAAUGUGGCUCCGUCCUUACAGAGCAGUGAACGUCUUUGGAAUAGCUACCUUAUUCCCCUUUAUCCUGGCUGCUGUUCUUCACAAUAUUAAGAACGUAAUGUUAAUGGCAGAUGCCAUGGUGGCUCUACUAAUCACGAUUCUAGGACUUUUCAAGUUCAGCAUGAUACUGUACUUGCGAAAGGAUUUUAAAGGACUCAUUGAUAGGUUUCGCUUGGUGAUGGCAAAUGAAUCUGGACAGGGAGAGGAGUAUGCAGAGAUCAUCAGGUCCGCCAAUCAGCAGGAUCAGCGUGUCUGCAGCAUUUUCAGGACCUGUUUCCUCAUCGCCUGGGCCCUCAACAGUGUCCUGCCCUUUGUGCGAAUGGGUCUCAGCUAUUGGUUGACAGGACAUUACGAACCAGAGCUGCCAUUUCCCUGCUUAUUCCCCUGGGACAUUCAUAUUCUAAGGAACUACGCCAUGAGCUUUGUGUUUUGUGCCUUUGCAUCCACUGGCGUGGUUCUGCCAGCCGUCAGCCUGGACACAAUCUUCUGCUCCUUCACCAGUAAUCUCUGCGCCUUUUUCAAGAUAGCCCAGUACAAGGUGUUGCGAUUCAAGGGCUCUACUCUGGAGGAAUCACAGACCACUCUGAAUCGCGUUUUUGCUUUAUACCAAACCAGUCUGAACAUGUGCUCUGAGCUGAAUGAGUGCUACCAGCCUAUCAUUUGUGCCCAGUUCUUUAUAUCCUCCCUGCAGCUCUGUAUGCUGGGCUACCUCUUUUCGAUAACCUUUGCCCAGACAGAGGGUGUGUACUAUGCCUCCUUCAUAGCCACGAUCAUAAUUCAGGCCUACAUCUACUGCUAUUGCGGCGAGAACCUGAAGACGGAGAGUGCCAGCUUCGAGUGGGCCAUCUACGACAGUCCCUGGCAUGAUAGUCUGGGAGCUGGAGGAGCUUCGGCUGCCAUAUGCCGAUCCUUGUUGAUCAGCAUGAUGAGGGCUCAUCGGGGCUUUCGAAUUACUGGAUAUUUUUUCGAGGCUAACAUGGAAGCGUUUUCAUCGAUUGUGCGCACUGCAAUGUCUUAUAUAACAAUGCUAAGGUCCUUCUCCUAA